CAUGUGACAAGGCUCCUCACCUCCUUGGGAUCUUGUGCUUGGGCGCGUGCUUACAAGCUGCAUCAAUGGCGUCACCACCGCCGGCUCGGCCGCACGCGCUCGUCAUCCCGUUCCCGGCGCAGGGCCACGUCAUUCCGCUGAUGGAGGUCGCGCACGCGCUGGCCGACCGUGGCGUCGCCGUCACCUUCGUCAACACGGAGUUCAACCACGGCCGCGUCGUCGCCGCCAUGCCCUCGCCGCCGCGGCGGAACGGGGUGACGGAGAACGGCGGCAGCGGAAAGCUGGGGAUGGGGCGGAAUCGGAUCAGGCUCGUGGCGGUGCCGGAUGGCAUGGGGCCCGACGAGGACCGGAACAACCUGGUGAGGCUGACCGUGCUCAUGCAGGAGCACAUGGCGCCGCCCGUCGAGGAGCUCAUCCGGCGGAGCGGCGACGAGGAGGCGGCGGUGGACGGCGGCGACGGCUGGGGGAGGAUCACGUGCGUGGUGGCGGACUACAAUGUCGGGACGUGGGCGCUGGACGUGGCGCGGCGCACCGGCGUGAUGUCCGCCGCCGUCUGGCCGGCGUCGGCCGCCGUCGUGGCGUCUCUACUCAGCAUUCCGGAACUCGUCCGGGACAAAGUCAUCGAUGCUCAAGAUGGAUCAGCACUAACGCAGGAGGCCUUCCAGCUGUCGCCGGACAUGCCGAUGAUGCAACCGGCGCACCUGGCGUGGAACUGUAUCGGCAACGACGAGGGGCAGGAACUGCUGUUCCGUUACCUCCUCGCCGGCGUCCGUGCCGUCGACGAGUGCGACUACAUCCUCUGCAACUCCUUCCGCGGCGCGGAGGCGGCGACGUUCGCGCGGUUCCCCAAGAUCCUCCCCGUCGGCCCGCUCCUCACCGGCGAGCGCCCAGGCAUGCCCGUCGGGAACUUCUGGCGCCCCGAGGACGGCGCGUGCAUGUCGUGGCUCGACGCGCAGCUGGCGCGGUCCGUUGUGUACGUCGCCUUCGGCAGCUUCACCAUGUUCGACCGGCGCCAGUUCCAGGAGCUCGCCCUGGGGCUCGAGCUCACCGGCCGGCCUUUCUUGUGGGUGGUGCGCCCAGACAUCGUCCGUGGCGACGUGCACGAGUACCCCGACGGCUUCCUGGACCGCGUCGUCGCCUCCGGCAAUGGCGGCGGCCGUGGCAAGGUCGUGGCGUGGGCGCCGCAGCAGCGGGUGCUGGCUCACCCGGCGGUGGCGUGCUUCGUGUCGCACUGCGGGUGGAACUCGACCAUGGAGGGCGUCCGGAACGGCGUGCCGUUCGUGGCGUGGCCCUACUUCGCCGACCAGUUCGUCAACCGGGCGUACAUCUGCGACAUCUGGCGGGUCGGGCUCCCAGCCGUCGCCGACGAGAAGUUGGGCGUGGUCACGAAGAAGCACAUCGCCGGCAGAGUGGAGGAGGUGAUGGGAGACUCUGGCAUGAGGAAGAGGAUCGAGGCGAUGAUGGCGGUGGCACACGAGAGCGUUCAGGAGGGUGGUUGCUCCCAUGGCAACUUCGACAUGUUCGUGGAGUCGAUCAUGCCAUGAGUGAUGCAUACCUUGACGUUGAACAGAAAUACUGCUAAGAAAUAAGAAUUUGCGAUCAUGAGAUAUCAUCGUCAUUGCUAAUUUAGAGAGGGAUACAAGACAACAAGAGAGUCAAGACUCAAGAGGGGAGGUUGGAUAAGAAGCAAACAGGAUACUCAAAUUGAAACAUUAGGUAAACUUUCCUGGUUGAAAGUGAAAAUGUUGUAUUGGCCCUAAUCCAACUUGUAACAAUAGUUAAAAGAAGGGACGUGAAUAUAACAAGAUUGGUAACGCUUUAAUCCUAACCAACAACAUAACGUACUUGCCAAAAAUAGAAGCAUCACAUCUUCCCUCAGACGUGUCACCUUGCCCUUUCACUUUAAGUACUAUGUAGUCACAUGCUAAUAGAGUCUAGGACCAUUGCACUAGUAUUUUUAAAAUCUUUGGUGGCUUAUAUCUUUUAAAGCAUAUUUUUUAAU
Oryza sativa Japonica Group (Japanese rice) is the source of this 2002-nucleotide messenger RNA. The record is from RefSeq and is a predicted model, not a curated record. Lineage: Eukaryota; Viridiplantae; Streptophyta; Magnoliopsida; Poales; Poaceae.